UCUCGCCGCCGGUGGCCGCGUCGGCCGCUCAGACACGUCACCCUCGCGCCCUGUGGCAAGGAGCCCAGAGCUAGGAGGAAGCACAAUCGAAAGCGAGGCAAGAGGUCCUUGAUCACCAGCCAGAUACUGCCCCCAGUUCAGACGGCGGCGAGACCGCGGCGCGGCGCUACCCGCUCCAUCGGGCCGGCGAGCUCCUGGCGCGGGCGCUUCCGCCGCGCGAGAUGGGCGCCGGCGGGAAGGCCGCGAAGGCGCGGCGGGCGGCGCGGGUGAGCCUCUGGGUGGCGCGCGCGAGCACCACCGUGCUGCUCUGGACCUGCGUGGUGCUCCUCGCGGCCGCCUUCGGGGAGCGCCUGGCGCCCAGCGUGCUGGGCGGGGUCUGGCCCGGCUGCCUCACGCAGACGCUCGUCAUCGUGCAGCGCCCGCUGCUGCUGCCCGCCGACGAGAGGGUCGCCGUCCACACCGCAAUCUCCACCACCGCCGCCGCCAACGCCAACGCAGUCGCGCUGCCGCCCAAGAGAAUCUACAAGAACAAUGGCUAUCUCAUGGUCUCCUGCAACGGGGGUCUUAACCAGAUGCGAGCCGCUAUAUGUGAUAUGGUGACGGUUGCGAGAUACUUGAAUGUCACCCUCAUCGUGCCGGAGUUGGAUAAAACCUCAUUUUGGGCUGAUCCUAGCGAGUUCCAGGAUAUAUUUGAUGUGGACUACUUCAUAGCGUCAUUGAGAGACGAGGUUCGGAUACUGAAAGAGCUGCCUCCAAGGCUGAAAAAAAGAGUUGAAAUGGGAUAUCUUCGCUCCAUGCCUCCCGUCAGUUGGUCUGAUAUAUCCUAUUACCAGAAUCAGAUUCUGCCAAUAAUAAAGAAGUACAAGGUCCUUCAUCUGAAUAAGACAGAUGCCCGGCUUGCAAAUAAUGACCUGCCCAUGGAGAUUCAGAAACUGAGGUGCCGCGUCAAUUUUGCUGCAUUGAGAUUUACCCCUGAAAUAGAGGAGCUGGGCAGACGCGUGGUUCGAAUUCUUCGCCGGAAUGGACCCUUUGUGGUUCUUCACUUGCGGUAUGAGAUGGACAUGCUUGCUUUCUCUGGAUGUACGCAUGGUUGCAGCCACGAGGAGGCUGAGGAGCUCACAAGAAUGAGAUAUGCUUACCCAUGGUGGAAAGAGAAAGUGAUCGACUCCAAUGCGAAGAGGAAAGAAGGCCUCUGUCCAUUAACACCGGAGGAGAUUGCAAUGGUAUUAAAGGCACUCGACAUUGAUCCCAGUUAUCAAAUAUACAUUGCUGCUGGUGAAAUAUAUGGUGGACAAAGAAGAAUGGCUGCACUGACCUCAGCCUAUCCCAAUGUGGUAAGGAAGGAGACAUUACUGCCUUCCGGUCUCAGGUUUUUCCAGAACCAUUCUUCCCAGAUGGCAGCAUUGGAUUAUAUGGUGUCCUUGGAGAGUGAUGUUUUCAUCCCCACUUAUGAUGGUAACAUGGCAAAAGUUGUUGAAGGCCAUCGCAGAUACCUGGGGUUCAAGAAGACGGUGCUGUUAGAUCGGAAGCUUAUAGUUGAGCUCGUUGAUCAGUACAAAAAUGGCACACUGAGCUGGACUGAUUUCUCCUCCUCUGUGAAGGCAUCGCAUACCAGCCGCAUGGGUGCACCAUCCAGGAGGCAGGUGAUUCCUGACAAGCCCAAGGAAGAGGACUACUUCUAUGCCAACCCUUAUGAGUGUUUGCACCAACCAGAUGAGCUAUCAGUAUUGUGAUGCCCUCGAAGUAUACAGCAUUCUUUCAGAGCCACGGGCAGGCUUGGAUUACAUUUCAGUUUGAAUUGACAGCGGCUGGAGAUUCUAGUUGUAUUGAUGCGGAUGCACACGAUAGAUAAAUAGUGCCUUUUGCUAGGUGGUUGUAUAUACAGAUUGACAUAAUUGCCAAUUCCCUUGUUGCUGAAAUAGGCAAACGUAGUUUUGUGUUGUACAGGACAUUUAUAGGGGUUGGAACAAAAGUACACGAGUAGAGUUUUUUCAGUUUCUGGUUUGAACUUGCUGACGAUCAAUGAAUUGUUCUUUUUCCUA
Messenger RNA from Lolium perenne, 2042 nucleotides. Its product is annotated as rhamnogalacturonan I rhamnosyltransferase 1. The record is from RefSeq and is a predicted model, not a curated record. Lineage: Eukaryota; Viridiplantae; Streptophyta; Magnoliopsida; Poales; Poaceae. Gene Ontology annotation, cellular component: cytoplasm.